This is a messenger RNA of Trichoderma reesei QM6a, 3132 nucleotides long. RefSeq lists its product as uncharacterized. Gene Ontology annotation, cellular component: nucleus. The annotation marks the transcript as partial. NCBI's taxonomy places the organism in Eukaryota, Fungi, Ascomycota, Sordariomycetes, Hypocreales, Hypocreaceae. The transcript has 8 exons. Gene Ontology annotation, biological process: DNA-templated transcription. Gene Ontology annotation, molecular function: oxidoreductase activity, acting on paired donors, with incorporation or reduction of molecular oxygen; L-ascorbic acid binding; iron ion binding. The record is from RefSeq and is a predicted model, not a curated record.
ACAGCUCAGGUAGAAGAGUACCUCAAAGAGGUCAACAAGGGCCACGAUGACGGCGCCAUCCUCCUGGAUGACGCUGACAUUUCCCUGGGCGACUUUUCCUUCCCCGGAGAUAACGUCAGUCAAGAUGCCAACACCUCCAGCGGCGCAUCAGAUCCGGCCAUGGUCUUUGAUAUGCCCAACUUUACCAGCCAAGAUGCUGGUGCCUUCAUCAACAGUCAGCUCAUGGGACUUGGCAUGUCCGAGGCUCUUCCCCCCUAUGAGAUGAUUGAAGAAUUACACAACGUCUACUUCAACACUCACUACCACUUCCUCCCCAUCAUCCACUCUGGCCGUUACUACCAGGCCUUCUAUGGACCUCCCAACAGAAAACCGCCCAUGUGUCUGCAAUACGCACUGUGGGCUUACACUGCGAUUGGCCAUCCCAAAUAUGACCAGUAUGCUGAAGCCUUCUACAAGAGAGCCCGGCAGUACAUUGAGGCAGAUGAGAUGAGAAGCGAUGGCGAGCAUUUCGUGACAGUAGCUCACGCCCAGGCUUGGGCCACCAUUGCCAGCUACGAGGCCAAAGCCAUGCUCUUCACCCGAGCAUCCAUGAGUGCUUCGCGCUACGUUCGCCUUGUUCAGAUGCUGGGACUGGACAGGCUUGAUAAAGAAGGAGACGACAUCCCCCCGACGCUUGGCCCCAUUGCCAACUGGACCGAGCUGGAGGAGCGCAGGAGGGUCUUUUGGGGCGCGUUUGCCAUUGAUGCCCACGCAAGCUUGGCGACUGGCUGGGCUCACAUGGUCAAGUCCGAGGACGUAAUGACGCGGCUUCCGUCUUCAGAGGACUCGUUCAUGUCAGGGAGGGAAGAGAAGACGGUAUUUCUGGAGGAGGUGUUCUCGGGGGCCCCUUAUGAAAGCUUCUCGGGUGCCAUUGUCAUCUGCGAGGUCUUCAAGAUCAUCCUCAGGCACGUUCACGGCGCGAAGCCCUCUGACCAUCCGGAGGACUUGAUGAACGGCGCCUACUGGAAGCGUCAUCGCGAUCUCGACAACAAGCUCUCGAGCCUCUUCAUGUUUCUGCCUGAGAAAUUUCGCCUCCCAAUGAGGGCUCAGGACCCAGCCGCGGUGCAUACAAACCUCAACCUGCACGCCUCCGUAAUCUGUCUACACCACGCCGCCAUCGAGACAGCAGAGAAGUAUGGGUUUAACGACACCAUCAAGCAGAACAGCCUGUGUAGGCUGAGGACUGCUGCUGAGGAGAUUGUCAACAUUAUCAAGUUGACAUCGCAUCACACUUCUUUCUUUAAAACGCAACUCUGUGCGCUCUCGUUAUAUUCUGCCACGACUGUCUAUGUCUAUCUGGCCAAGGAUGACCCCGUGGCCGGUGUUACCCCCAUUGAUAUCUCCAACCUGGAGAUUAUCAUUAACGCAAUGGAAGCCAUUGGCCGUGUGCACCAAGUUACAACUGCAUUUUUGCAGCAAGCCUGUCUCGAUAUCGAGCGCAAUGGUUUGACAUCCUGCCUGCGCCUGCCGUCUCUCUCAAAAUACCGCGAUCUGUUCGGCGGCCCGGCGUCAAACAUUCCUCGAUUUGCUCGCACUUCGGUAUCGCAACACACUGAGAUGUCUUCGCCAUUGCCCGGACGACUCCCUCUCGGCGGCCCCAAGGGCGUUAGGAGGCCGUCUGGCUUGAGAAUGAGCAAGCCGCUUGCCUCCAUGACGGGUGUCCAACCGGAAAUGACUCACACAGCAGAUUGCUUCAACGCUGUUCUCGGCGCAGUGACUCGAAAUGUCACCCCAAGGUCAUAUGAUGCCGCCAACAACAAGCGGAAGCGGGUAGCUGUCAGCCCCGGGCCGGACGCGGGUAUGGCGACAACUGGCAACUCUGGAACUUCUGGGACGGCAGCCAGAGACUUCCGCUUCAGCAUCAGCAAGGGCUGCGUGGACACGCCCGCGAACCACGCCUGCGGGAACCUCUGGUCCCACGGAGACGUCAACAUGAAUCCACAAGCAGCCGUCGACCCCAUCUUCGUGCUGCCGGACCGCACCAGCUCAUCCGCAUCGUCCCCGGCCCCGCGCGGACCUUGCACGGAGCCCUUUUCGGCGAGCAGUCACACUUCACCCAGCUUGGGUCUCGGCAAUACUCCUGAGGAGAAUCGCAUUGAUUUACGGCAGUUUCAGGGGCGCAUUACCACGCCGCUCUGGCAGAGCACGGAAGAAGGCAUCUUUAACCACAUUACGGAGACGAUUGCGCAGUAUUCGGGAGAUGGAAACGAUCCCUGGGCGCUAGAGAGAGAGAGAGAGAGAGAGAGAGAGAGAAAAGGGAGAAUGUUCACAUACAUCAUCGGCCUCCUCGGCCUCCUCCUGCUCAUCGUCCCCAACCCCCUCACAGAGUACUUUCUCUCCCAGAAGGAGAGGGACAAGUACCUGUCGCCGCGGCCGCAGCUCAACGAGUCGCUGCUGGCGAUUGACGCUCCGAACGCGACGCUCCCGGACUGUCCCGCUGACGCGUACGGGGUGCGGAUCCUGAGGAGGGAGCCGCUGGUGGUGUAUCUGGAGGGGUUCCUGAGUGAGGAGGAGAGGAGGCAUUUGCUCGAGAUUAGCGAACCCCUAUUCGAACCCUCGACAAUCACCCACGACGCCAGCUCCACGCACCGCGACACCACCGUCCGCGACUCCUCCGUCGCGCUGCUCCCUCGCACAGACACGGUCCGCUGCAUCGAGGCCCGCUCGCUCGCCUUCCAGGGCUGGCGGCGCGACGUCUGGAUCGAGCGCCUGCGGACGCAGCGAUACGUCGAGGGCGGCUACUACAGGCAUCAUCUCGACUGGAGCGGCAACGUGGGCGGAUGGGGCCGGGUGAGCAGCUUCAUGGCGUGGGUGGAUGCUUCGGAGGACCUGGAGGGCGGGGGCACGGAGUUUCCGCUGCUGGAGGCUUGGGAAGGGGGGAGGUGGUGUGAUUUGCUGGAGUGUGGGCAUCAGAAGCAGCAGCAGCAGCGAGAGAUUGAGGGGGUUACGUUUAGGGCUAUUCCGGGGAAUGCAGUCUACUGGGAGAAUUUCGCGGCGGAUGGGAGGGGAUAUGAGGAGACGUGGCAUGCUGGGUUGCCGGUGAAGAAGGGGGUCAAGGUUGGGUUGAAUAUUUGGAGCUUUGGGAGGAUAUAG